Messenger RNA from Acomys russatus (golden spiny mouse), 767 nucleotides. It is a transcript of the gene Ncbp2, whose product is annotated as nuclear cap binding protein subunit 2. The transcript is spliced from 4 exons. The record is from RefSeq and is a predicted model, not a curated record. Bases 152 to 622 code for a protein of 156 amino acids. Lineage: Eukaryota; Metazoa; Chordata; Mammalia; Rodentia; Muridae. Gene Ontology annotation, cellular component: nuclear cap binding complex. Gene Ontology annotation, biological process: mRNA cis splicing, via spliceosome. Gene Ontology annotation, molecular function: RNA cap binding.
AGCAGGCGCUGCAUGAUGACGACACAGCCGCACCAGGAUUGGUGCCGACUCCGUGCACUUUCCGCAGCAGGCCGCACGCAUUUCCGUUUCCGCCGCUGUUGCUCCCUGGUCCUUCCAGCCGUGGCCGCGUCGUGGUUCGUGGCUGUGCACCAUGUCGGGUGGCUUUCUGAAGGCGCUGCGCAGCGACUCCUACGUGGAGCUCAGCGAGUACCGGGACCAGCACUUUCGGGGUGACAAUGAAGAGCAAGAAAAGUUACUCAAGAAAAGCUGUACCCUGUAUGUGGGAAAUCUCUCCUUCUAUACAACCGAAGAGCAGAUCUAUGAACUCUUCAGCAAAAGUGGUGACAUCAAGAAGAUCAUCAUGGGCCUGGAUAAAAUGAAGAAAACAGCGUGUGGGUUCUGCUUUGUGGAAUACUAUUCGAGAGCAGACGCAGAGAACGCAAUGCGGUACAUAAACGGGACCCGGCUGGACGACCGGCUCAUCCGCACAGACUGGGAUGCAGGCUUCAAGGAAGGCCGGCAGUAUGGCCGGGGACGGUCUGGGGGUCAGGUUCGAGAUGAAUACCGGGAGGACUACGAUGCUGGGAGAGGCGGCUAUGGGAAACUGGUCCAAAAACAGUGAGUGGUGAACCCCAAGGACACAGCUUGCGCCGUUGAUGACGCUGGAGAACAGGGCCCGGGAUCUGAUUAGGGUCUUUGUGCACCGGAAGCCACUUCUGGGUUUCCUCAGAAAUAUUAAAGGACAGAAUCCAAAAGAAUGCCUUUAA